Messenger RNA from Lonchura striata (white-rumped munia), 3137 nucleotides. It is a transcript of the gene SLC25A51, whose product is annotated as solute carrier family 25 member 51. Gene Ontology annotation, biological process: mitochondrial NAD transmembrane transport. Gene Ontology annotation, cellular component: mitochondrion. Gene Ontology annotation, molecular function: NAD transmembrane transporter activity. NCBI's taxonomy places the organism in Eukaryota, Metazoa, Chordata, Aves, Passeriformes, Estrildidae. The record is from RefSeq and is a predicted model, not a curated record.
CGGCGCGGGGCCGCGCCGGGCCGGGCGCUCGUGGGGCGGCGGUCCCGCGGCCGGAGCGGUCCCGGUGAGCUCCCGGUACAUCCCGGUACCAUCCCGGUACCAUCCCGGUACGCUCCUGUGCGACCCCGGUCCCAUCCCGGGUUUGCCAGGUAACAAUCCCUGCAGUCCUGCUCACACCAGCUGGUCAAGCUGCCUCAGUUCCACAUCCUUCAGGACGCUGGGCCUGGCUGAAUUCGCCUUGUGAAGCUUCUCAGCAGGAGUGGACGCCGGGCGUGGGGGCUGCUGCAGAGGAGGCUGCGUGGCAGUGAGCUGGGACUUGUGCAGGGUUCCUGCACCGUGUCACUGAAGCCACCCCAGUGUGCCAUCUGUGCAUCCCUUGUGGCUGCAGGUGCUCAGCUGCGGGCCGAGUGCAGCCGCACAAAGUGUGGUUUGUGCCGCAGGGAGAGGCAGAGUGCAAGGAUCAGGCUUUGUGAUGCUGCUGCACGCGUUUGAUUCAGCUUUGGCUUUUUACAGGUUUUGUGGCAGCCUCUCUUUAGUUUGCUCACACAGCGUUUUAUCAGCGUGAGGGCCCGCCUCUGGCUGUUGGAACCUGUGAUUUAUUUCCAUUUCAAUCCCAGCAGAGCGGGAGGGAGGGCGUGCUGAGUGUUGGGGCGGCCUGGCGUGAGCAGGGAUGGCAGGGGCGCCGCGGGGCCCGGCGGGCGCUGCCGCCGCCCCUGCGCCGGCGGGGUGACGCGGUAGGGCCGAGCUGCAGCGGCUCCACCAUGGCCCCGGCCGCCCCCGAGGAGGCGGCGGGCUCCUCGGGCAAGCACUACGUGUGCGGGCUGUGCGCCGCCUUCACCAACAUCGCGGUGACCUUCCCCAUCCAGAAGGUGCUGUUCCGGCAGCAGCUGCACGGGCUGCGCGCGCGCGAUGCCGUGCGCCAGCUGCGCCGCGACGGGCUGCGCACGCUCUACCGCGGCAUCCUGCCCCCGCUGCUGCAGAAGACCACCACUCUGGCCCUCAUGUUCGGCCUCUACGAGGAUUUCUCGGCGCUGCUGCUCAGCGAGGCCCGCGGCCCCGAGCUGCUGACGCGCAGCGUGGCGGCCGCGCUGGCCGGCACCACCGAGGCCAUGCUCACGCCCUUCGAGCGCGUGCAGACGCUGCUGCAGGACCACAGGCACCACGACAAGUUCACAAAUACCUACCAGGCGUUCAAGGUGCUGAAGGCCUACGGGGUGCGGGAGUAUUACCGGGGACUGGUGCCCAUUCUGCUCCGCAACGGGCCCAGCAACGUGCUCUUCUUCGGCCUGCGGGGGCCCAUCAAGCAGUGCCUGCCCGAGGCCACCUCGCACAGCUCGCACCUGGUCAACGACUUCAUCUGUGGCGGGCUGCUGGGCGCCGUGCUGGGCUUCUUAUUCUUCCCUAUCAACGUCGUAAAGACUCGCAUGCAGGCGCAGAUCGGCGGCGAGUUUCAGUCCUUCCCCAAAGUGCUGGCGAAGAUCUGGCUGGAACGCGACAGGAAGGUGAUCCACCUGUUCCGAGGAGCCCACCUCAACUACCACCGCUCGGUGCUGUCCUGGGGGAUCAUCAACGCCACCUAUGAGUUCCUGCUGAAGCUGCUGUGACCCCGUCCUGCUCGUGGGCUGCCAGCACUCUCAGUGUCCCGGGGAGCAGUGCCUGUGCCUGUGGCAGGUAACUCUUCCCAGCCUUCCGUAUUUAUGGGGUGAAUGGUGAUACAUUUAAACCUUGGUGCAAUUAUGAUGAACUUCUUAGAGUAUUCCUUUGCUGGCAGGUGAGUUUACCCAUAACAGAGCUACCAGGCAAGUACAAGGUGUAAAAGAGGAAAGGAAAGUAGGCUGUAUCACUCCCAAAAUUGCAUUGUGCUCUGUGAUGGGGCACUCCGCUGCCCAUGUUUUGAACAUGAGAAUCAAGGAGGAGCUGAAGAAAAACAAUUCCAUUGCCUGAUCAUCUUCCCAGCCUCGAUUAUGGAACUGCAUUUUCAGGUGUUGUGGGGUUCUCAUCGUGCAAAGUUCAAAGGACAGGUACAGAAGGGGAUGAUGAGGUGCAGAGCUCCUGGCUGCGCCUCAGCCUGCUGCAGCCGCCGCUGUGCGGCUGCGGUGACCGUGUCCUCCAGCCGCGGCACCCACCUCGGCCCAGGCUGGAUCUCGUGUGUGUACGUGUGCGUGUUUGUACGUGUGCCUUCCUGGGAAAAGGGAAACGGGGAAGGAAUGGGACAGCAAACUCACUGAAGCUUUAAAGUGUCCUUCCUCGUUAAAAAACAUGGAGUUUGUUCUGCUUUUUCUGAGGACUUUUUAUUUUUUAAUUGCUGCUUUUUCUGUUGCCUCCAGCUACAGGAUCAGGGAGGUUGUCCCUGUCUUUAAGGCUCACGGGACACUCCAGCUCCUGCAGCUGCUCAAGCACUUCACACACGGCUUUUUGCACUGCCACGUCUUCUCUUUUCUCUGCUCCCUCUGUGGAAUUAUCAAUCACGAGACAUUUGUACCCAAAACUCGGGGUUCUGCCUGCUUGGUGUGUUUGUUCAUGGUUCUGCAACACGGAGUGGCACGGGCAAGGUGAGAGUCCUGGGUUACCUGCUCCAGUGGAGGUCUGUAGGUACAGUGGAGAUGAAAAGCCAAAGAUGACCUCGGAGGCAGGGAGGCAGGAAAGGUGGGGUGCUUGGAGAUGUGUUUCAGGACUUGUGUGGGCAGGCAUUGGAAAGGACUGAGGGAAACCUGUGUCUCACAGAGAGCAGAGAGAGAGACUCGAGGCUUUAGCUGCAGGGGCAGAAGAGCGAGCACAACCCUGAGCUGGAUGAGGGUCCCGACAAAAAGUGUUUGAUUCUCCCUGAGGGCUUCCUCUUUAAUUAAACUAUACAUUCACAUAUAAACCAAAACUCUUCGGAUGAUGGGGAGCAGAAAAGCUUUCAGAAACUGCUUUGAAUUUAGUCUUAAGUUUUGGAGGGGCUAUUGCUUUUCUGAAUUUGGGUUUUCCAUUUGCUAAAACUGUCUUCCGAAAUUGAUCCUAAUCAGUGUGUUGUAAUCAUACAGUCCUGAGCUUCACAGACAGCAGUGGGUGGGCACAAGCACGAGUUCCUGUAUCCCAGUGGUGAUUAUCUCCAUCUAAAUAAAAUGUUUACUGGAUGUUUGUUACUGGCAGAA